Dovyalis caffra is the source of this 186-nucleotide messenger RNA. The record is from the annotation of a GenBank genome assembly. NCBI's taxonomy places the organism in Eukaryota, Viridiplantae, Streptophyta, Magnoliopsida, Malpighiales, Salicaceae.
AUGCGGUUCAACCGUUUUGUUCAACUCUUUGCGUCACGUGCGAUGCGACUAUUGGACCCGAAUGGCGGUAAAAGACAAGGAAUUAAAACCCGAUUGAUUAUUAAGCAGGCCCAAAGGGCUUCACUCAUACUUAAUGGACCAAUGUGGGAUCGUAAAGAUCUAGCCGAAUCACUCACUCGUAUGUAA